Messenger RNA from Eutrema salsugineum, 1354 nucleotides. RefSeq lists its product as uncharacterized. The coding region runs from base 17 to 1171 and encodes 384 amino acids. The transcript has 3 exons. NCBI's taxonomy places the organism in Eukaryota, Viridiplantae, Streptophyta, Magnoliopsida, Brassicales, Brassicaceae. Gene Ontology annotation, molecular function: nucleic acid binding; zinc ion binding. The record is from RefSeq and is a predicted model, not a curated record.
AAUCGAGCAAAACAAGAUGGAGAGAAGGACGACGAUUCAGGUGGAAGAUGUUGAGGAAUCAGAUGAUUUCCUUCUGGAGCUGGCCGCGAUAGAGGCAGAAGCAGAAGCGGCGUUGGCGAAACGCCCUAGGGUCGCUGCUCCUAUCCCUGAGGGACCUUACAUGGCGGCUCUAAAGGGGAGCAAAAGCGAGCAAUGGCAGCUAAGCCCGCUCAAUCCCGCCUCCAAAUCUCGCGGCGGUUUUCAAGGCGUCUCCGUGAAUCCUUCUAACCCGGCCGGAAAUUAUGGAUCAGAGGCCGGCGAGCAGGAUUUUCCGGAGAAGAACUGUCCCUGUGGAGUCGGUGUCUGUUUGAUCCUCACAUCAAACACACAGAAGAAUCCAGGCCGGAAAUUCUACAAAUGCCCUAAUAGAGAGGAAAACGGAGGUUGUGGGUUUUUCCAGUGGUGUGAUGCGGUUCAGUCUUCUGGAACUCAGCCAGGGACUCAUCAUAGUUAUGGAAACACUAACGAAUCCAAGUUCCCAGAUCAUCAAUGUCCCUGCGGUGCUGGACUGUGCCGUGUUCUCACCGCAAAAACUGGGGAAAAUAUUGGUCGACAGUUUUAUCGCUGUCCUGUUUUCGAGGGCUCUUGUGGUUUCUUCAAAUGGUGCAACGAUGACGCAGUCAGCUCUGCUACAACGUAUAGCUUUACCAAAAGCAGCAACUUCGGUGAAUCAGAUACCAGAGGAUAUCAAACUGCAAAAACAGGCACACCCUGUUAUAAAUGUGGGAAGGAAGGACACUGGGCAAGAGACUGCACUGCUCAAUCUGUUAAUCCGCUCUCUGAAACUGGACCGGUAAAGUCUUCAUCUGCAGCUGGAGAUUGUUAUAAAUGCGGAAAGCAAGGGCACUGGGCGAGAGACUGCACUUCUCAAUCUGGUAAUCUGAAUUCUGAAGCAGGGCAAGUGAAGCCCUCUUCUUCAGGUGGAGAUUGUUACAAAUGCGGGAAGCCUGGACAUUGGGCGAGAGACUGCACCGCUCAAUCUGGUAAUCAACAGUUCCAAUCAGGGCAAGGAAAAGCUGCCUCCUCGGGUGGAGAGUGUUACAAAUGUGGAAAACCAGGACACUGGGCAAGAGAUUGCACUUUGGCUGGUCUAUCCACAAGCGUUCAAGGCAAAAGACAGAGGCAGUACUAGGUCAGGUUUUCUUAUAGUUCUGAAUGUGAUCUGUCUUCUAAAUUUUUUAGGGUUUCUCUAGUGUAGUUAACCACAGCCUUGUCAUGUCCCAUGGGUGUGCCUGAAAUUCGAAACGUUUAAUUUGUCGUCCACCUUAUGAAUCUAAUAGUAGGAACUGAUCAAUCUUGAGAACUAGUGCAUGAA